AGCUACUGGACCUACAGUGACUCUCGACUCCGCGACAUUCACUGGUGUGACCUCCGGGAAUGUUAACAAGUUCCUAGGCAUUCCCUUCGCACAACCUCCAACCGGAAACCUUCGUUUUAAUCUCCCCCAGCCGAUCCCAUCCUACAAUGGUGACGUCAUUCGGCAAUGAAUGUCCUCAGCAGGCUAUCACCUUGCCGCUUGUAAGCGGUCUCGUGGCGAAUGAGACGAACUACAUAAUCAAUUCCAUCUACCGCGCCGUCACUGGCCCAGUCAGUGAAGAUUGUCUGAACUUGAACGUCUGGGUCCCUGCAACCGCGACGCCUAGCUCCAAGCUGCCUGUCGCAGUGUGGAUCUUCGGAGGUGGUUUUGAGCUUGGAGGAACGUCUCUGUAUGAUGGUGGCGUAAUAGCUCAGAAGUCGAUAGACCUGGGUCAGCCAACCAUUGUAGUCAGCAUGAACUACCGCGUCUCAGCUUGGGGAUUUUUGGCGAGCUCUGAAGUCAAAGCCGCUGGAGUCGGUAACCUCGGAUUACAAGACCAGAGGGAAGCUUUGCGCUGGAUUCAGAAAUACAUAUCUGCAUUCGGCGGUGAUCCCAGCAAAGUUACUAUCUGGGGCGAGAGUGCCGGUGCCAUAUCAGUCGCGCUGCACAUGCUUACCAAUGGAGGAAAUACGGAAGGUCUAUUCCGCGGUGCAUUUAUGCAGUCAGGUUCGCCGAUACCCGUCGGGGACAUUUCUCACGGCCAGACUUAUUACGAUUCGAUCGUGGCGGCCACGGGAUGCCUGGGCGCGUCUGAUACGCUGCAAUGUUUAAGAGGUGUCCCUGAGGAUACGCUGCAGAAGGCCGUCGACGCAACUCCCAACAUAUUCUCGUAUCAAUCUCUCAGAUUAGCUUACCUUCCCCGGGUGGACGGCGUCUUCUUGACUGAUACCCCUCAGAACCUGGUGCUCAAAGGAAGCGUGGCUAAUAUCCCGUUUGUCACCGGUGAUUGCGAUGACGAGGGCACACUAUUUUCGCUCACUAACCUGAACGUGACAACCGACUCAGAAUUGUUCACCUACAUCCACGAGAACUACAUCCCGGCGGCGACAACUGCAGAAGUAAACGAAGUAUUGUCCAUCUACCCGGCAAAUCCGGCUUCAGGGUCACCCUACGAUACCGGCAUUUUCAAUGCAUUGACCCCGCAAUAUAAGCGACUUGCUUCUAUGCAAGGAGAUCUUGUCUUCCAGGCGCCCCGUCGAUUCUUUUUGCAACAACGUUCGGGCUCUCAGCCCACUUGGAGCUUCCUGAGCAAACGUCUCAAGGCGUUCCCAGCCCUCGGAUCGGCUCAUGGCACAGAUAUCCUCGACGUAUUUGGUGACCAGGAACUUACCACGUACCUUGUUCAGUUCGCGAACAACCUCAAUCCGAAUGGCGCCGCCGGUCUGUUGCAAUGGCCACAAUACACUACAUCGUCUCCUCAACUCCUGACCCUCCAAGAUGGGCUGGUGCCACUGACAAUCACGCAGGACACUUACAGGGCUGAGGGCUUCGAUUACCUCACCAAUUUAUCCCUUAAAUACCCUCUUUGA
This is a messenger RNA of Gloeophyllum trabeum ATCC 11539, 1568 nucleotides long. RefSeq names its product carotenoid ester lipase precursor. The transcript is spliced from 14 exons. The record is from RefSeq and is a predicted model, not a curated record. Bases 147 to 1568 code for a protein of 473 amino acids. Lineage: Eukaryota; Fungi; Basidiomycota; Agaricomycetes; Gloeophyllales; Gloeophyllaceae.